Molecule: messenger RNA, 864 nt
Organism: Fusarium musae
Lineage: Eukaryota; Fungi; Ascomycota; Sordariomycetes; Hypocreales; Nectriaceae
Gene: DPH5
Product: diphthine synthase
Exons: 3
Coding region: 1-864 (287 amino acids)
Biological process (GO): protein histidyl modification to diphthamide
Molecular function (GO): diphthine synthase activity
Source: RefSeq, a predicted model, not a curated record
AUGUUGUACCUCGUGGGACUUGGUCUCUCCGACGAGACAGAUAUUACUGUCAAGGGUCUUGAGGUCGUUAAGAAAGCCUCCAGGGUCUAUCUGGAGGCUUAUACUAGCAUUCUGCUUGUCGAGCAAUCUGUCUUGGAAUCGUACUAUGGACGAUCCAUCACUGUAGCUGACCGUGAGAUGGUUGAGUCAAACAGCGACGAGAUCCUCCGAAAUGCGCAGAACGAAGAUGUUGCGUUCCUUGUAGUUGGAGAUCCCUUCGGAGCUACCACUCAUACGGAUCUCGUGCUUCGUGCCCGGGAACUCGAAAUCCCUGUCCGAACCGUUCCCAAUGCCUCCAUCAUGUCCGGGAUUGGCGCAUGCGGUCUACAGCUCUACAAUUUUGGACAAACCGUGUCCAUGGUUUUUUUCACUGAUACAUGGAAGCCCGCAUCUUUCUACGAUCGGAUAAAGGAGAACCGUCAAAUCGGCUUACACACGCUAGUCUUGGUCGAUAUCAAGGUUAAGGAGCAGAGUCUCGAAAAUAUGGCCCGAGGUCGUCUGGUCUACGAGCCUCCUCGCUACAUGACUGUUGGCCAGUGUGCAAAGCAGAUGCUAGAGAUUGAGGAUGAGCGCAAGGAUGGUGUCUAUACCAAGGACAGUCUGGCCAUUGGCGCUGCUCGCGUGGGAGGUAAGACGGAGAAGUUCGUGGCCGGUACUUUGGAGGAGCUUUGCUCCACCGACGAGGAGCUAGGGCCUCCUCUUCACAGUCUCGUCCUCCUUGGUCGAAGGACACACGAGCUGGAGCUUGACUACGUCCGGCAGUUUGCGGUUGACAAGGAGAAGUGGGAUAGACUAUGGAAAGCUGAGUACGGAAAGCAGCUGUGA